Molecule: messenger RNA, 1392 nt
Organism: Racocetra persica
Lineage: Eukaryota; Fungi; Glomeromycota; Glomeromycetes; Diversisporales; Gigasporaceae
Source: the annotation of a GenBank genome assembly
AUGUUUUUACCACCGGUUCAACAUGGAGCAACGGUACUUAAUCGUGAAUUGUUUCGACGCACCGUUGAAGUUAUUGGAGUACGUGUACCUACAAACUCAGUAGCAAAGUUUUUAAAAGUAGUGAACAAAGAUUUGUUCAAUCAACCAAAACUGAAAAAUGUUGUGAACGAUCCUGAAUCAUCAAAUACAAAAAUUAUCUUGUUGAAUCCUAAAGUUGAAAGUUUAGAAUUGGAUAAUGUAUCUAGCGAGAUUAAAAAUUUCAUAAAGAAUGAGGGACUUGGUAUUUUAAAGCAUUCAGUUGAAUUGAAUUAUGAGUACUGGGGAGCUGAUGAUAUAAUUAAGGCAAUAUUACCAAGUGGUGUUGAAUCUCCAACAUCGUUUACUCAGGUUGGUCAUAUUGCACACAUGAAUUUGCGUGAUGAAUUCCUUCCAUGGAAAUAUAUAAUUGGUCAAGUUAUUCUCGAUAAAAAUCCAAAGAUCAAAACUGUUGUCAAUAAGACAGAUAUGAUAGACACAACAUAUCGAUUUUUCAAGAUGGAAAUUUUAGCAGGGGAAAAUAAUAUGAUUGCAGAAGUGAAAGAAAGUAAUUGUAGAUUUCGUUUUGAUUUCUCACAAGUAUAUUGGAAUUCGCGGUUACAUACCGAACAUAACCGUUUAUUGUCAAUGUUUAAAAAGGGCGAUUAUAUAUGUGAUGUGUUUGCUGGUGUUGGUCCAUUUGCAAUUCCAGCCGCUAAAAAAGGGUGCAUCGUGUAUGCAAAUGAUUUAAAUCCUGCAUCAUAUAACUACCUUGUUGAAAACAUUAAAUUAAACAAGGUACAAGAUAAAGUUCAUCCAUAUAAUUUGGAUGGAAAAUUGUUCAUAAGCAAGGCCGUGUUGGAUCUACAAAAAGCAUAUGACGAUAAUUCAGAAUCAUCUAAAACUUCAAAAGUAAAAAAUAAUGCGACACUACAAAAACAGAUAUCUUAUAAUUUCAAUCAUUUUAUCAUGAAUUUACCUGCAACUGCUAUAGAAUUUUUGGAUGCAUUUAAAGGUCUCUGGAAAGAUAAAGAGGCAUUGUUCAAAUCUUUAAAUUUAGAGCUACCAAUGAUCCACUGUUAUUGUUUCUUUAAGAGUGAUACGCCAGAGGCCGAGAUUGUUGAACGAGUCAAUGCAGUUUUAGGAUAUCCUUUACAAGAAGAUAUGUAUAAAAUUUACUUUGUUAGAAAAGUAGCACCUAAUAAGGAUAUGUUUUGCGUUAGCUUCCGGUUAAAUCAAGCUGUUGCUUUUGUUCACGGAAGUGAAAAACGUAAACAAGACUCUGUAAAGGGUGUACCUCAUGUAGACGAUAGUACGUCCGUUGAAGACGAUGACAUCACUAAGCAAGUUAAAAGACACAAAUUGGAGGAUCAAUAA